This is a messenger RNA of Hirsutella rhossiliensis, 489 nucleotides long. Its product is annotated as centromere DNA-binding protein complex CBF3 subunit. The coding region runs from base 1 to 489 and encodes 162 amino acids. Lineage: Eukaryota; Fungi; Ascomycota; Sordariomycetes; Hypocreales; Ophiocordycipitaceae. The transcript has 7 exons. The record is from RefSeq and is a predicted model, not a curated record. Gene Ontology annotation, molecular function: DNA binding.
AUGUCGAACGCGAUAGAGGAUCCCCGGGUCAGGGCGGCCAUUGAGCACUACCUGUUAGAUCUGGAGAACACCCAGCCGAAGAAUACGAAGCGAAAUUAUCGUCCCAAGCAGGAAGAAUGGAAGGAGUGGUGUCAAGCCAACUGGCCUGCGAUCCCGGACGUUUGGCCGGCCUCGGAAGCCAAGAGGGCCGUGAAAAGACGCAGAGCACCAUCAGAUACCAUCGUUAAAAGGCGGAAGGUUUCCGUCUUCCAAAGAAGCGAAGACUGGUAUGAAACGAAGGUGCUCCGCCGAUCGGCGAAGGAGCCUCAAGCUCCGUUGUCGGGCCAGACUGCCCGAGAAUGGACGUCCAGGUUCUACAAGAAGGCCGGCAUCAAGGUCUCCAAGGUCAGCCACGCGCCUAGAGUGGCGGCGACGCAAAACGCCGACAUGGCCGGAGUGGAUGAAGGCCAGAUCCGCCGAGCCGGUCGUUGGAAUAACGAGACCAAAUGA